This is a messenger RNA of Pomacea canaliculata, 7398 nucleotides long. Its product is annotated as acetylcholinesterase-like. NCBI's taxonomy places the organism in Eukaryota, Metazoa, Mollusca, Gastropoda, Architaenioglossa, Ampullariidae. The coding region runs from base 821 to 3001 and encodes 726 amino acids. Gene Ontology annotation, cellular component: tricellular tight junction; septate junction; cell surface. The record is from RefSeq and is a predicted model, not a curated record. The transcript has 12 exons.
GACCCAUUCAAGCGGCCCGCCGAGUCCCGAGCCGGCCAGACCGACGCACCACCGGCGUGUGGAGAGAGAGAACGAGAGAAAGCCGGAGAGGCUGAAGAGUGGCGGAGGAAUAAAGCGCCGAGCGCGACAGCCGCGGAUCGGGACUCGGGAGAAAGAGACCCAGCUUACCUCCAGCUCGCUUGACAUCUCCGGGUGUGUGUAUUUCUCGCUACCCGGAUCGAGUGGAACAGUUUUACAACCAACCAUUCGUUUGGAAACACGUCUACCCGUGGAGACCGAGAGGUACUCAGCCUCGCGCUUUGUUUGCUGGUUGUUGGGGAAAAGUUUCUGUGGAGCGAACUGCAUCUUGUCGUCUGGGAAGAAGUUUGGUUGUGGAUUUGUUUUGUCCCACCCGCCCUCUCCACCCGGGAUUGGUGAACCUGUGGUAAUCGCUCGUCUUGUUGCUGUUUUUCCCAAACUUUUGCCGAGGGCUGAACACGGGUACACAACAGUAUGUUCACUUGUCUCGUGAGUUAUACUAAGUCCACACGUGCUUCCUCCGACAAACACUCGGGGACUUUUUGUUCCGCUACUCCGCAUCAAUCAGCGGAACAACAAACAUAAAAAGUAAACAAAAACAACAAACAACAAACCAAAAAACACCAAAAAUUUCUGUCUUCAGACUAGAAUUGAAGAAUUCCUCAUCUAAUUUUUGAGUAUGCCGUCUGGAGAAGGAUGGAGUGAAAGCUGUGACUAUCGACGUUCAUCCAUCCUCAUCAUCGCCGAAGCUACAUCGUAGUCGUCGCUCGAAGAAAAAGAAAAAAAACUCCCAAAAUUUCUGAUGUCGUGGUCGACCCUCAGCUCCGUGACUUCUAGGAGAACAUCUUCGAUGUCGUGGAGUAGGACCUGGUGGUGGUGGUGGCAGGCGCUGACGUUGUCGUUGCUGUCGCUGUCGUCGGUGUGCGAGUGUCGGCGGUUCAUGGAACGAACGACGAACUACGGGCGGGUGCGGGGACUGGUGGAGACGCUUCAGGGUGGAAAGCGGGUGGAGAAGUACCUGGGCAUCCCCUACGCUCGGCCGCCCCUCGGGAAACUACGGUUUGAGGCUCCAGUCCCCCCGAAACCUUGGGAGGGAGUGUUGAAGACCAUAGAGUUACCCCCCGCCUGUCCGCAGCCCCGGAUGGGAGUGACCUACAUCGACAUGCACGUGCCUGGAUUCAACCGAACCAGCGAGGACUGUCUCUACCUCAACAUCCACACACCAAAGGUCAGCCGCCAAACGGGAGCCAACCGGGGUUGGGAGGAGAAGCAUGGAACACACCCUCGUCACACCUAUCCUGUCAUUGUGUUUGUCCACGGAGGCUCUUACGAGAACGGCAUGGGCGCCAUGUUGGAUGGGGAUAUGCUGGCUACCAAUGACGUCAUUGUCGUCACUUUUAACUACCGCUUGGGGGCGCUGGGGUUCCUGUCUGCCCCCAACUCCCCCUUCAAAGGAAACUACGGGAUGCUGGAUCAGAUCGAGGCGCUCAAAUGGGUCAAGGCCAACAUCGUUCACUUCGGCGGCGACCCCGACCGCGUCACCAUCGACGGUCACAGUGCAGGGGGCUGCAGCGUGGGUCUUCUCAUGUUGUCUCCCUUGGCACGAGGUCUGUUUACCGGAGUCAUAGAGCAGAGUGGAUCCCCGUUCGCUCACUGGGCAGUCAGUCGCCACCAGACCGUGCCCAGCUUGUAUUUCAAGAUGUUUGUGGCUGCCAUGGGGUGUUCCGGCAACUACUCCUCCUACCAGCUGAAGCAAUGUCUGCAGGACCUUCCAACAGAUGCUGUGCAUGACACCAUUCUCAACGAACCAGAGCUUCCUAUUUCACUGGUUCCGCCAUUCCGACCAGCCGUGGAUGGUUAUUUCUUACCGGAUCUGCCGGAAGUGCUAGCGGCUCGAGGGGAGGUCACAGGUCAUCACCUUCUGACAGGAGCGACGAGAGACGAGGGCCUCAUUGCAGCCAUCCCGCUGGUGAAGCGCUACGACCUGAAGAACAUGGAGGGGACCCAGAAGCUGCUGACUCUGAUGAACUGUUUCCGUGGAGACCUGCCUCAGGUCCAUGGCAUUGUCGAGUCCAUACUGGAGGCGUACGCUGAGUGGCCCUACAACAUGAACGAGGAGGAAAUGAAGGAUCACUUUUCAGAGAUCGUGGGAGACUACUUCAUCGUGGCCCCGACUCACAAGACCGCGAGUGUCAUGGCGGCCCUGAACCUGACCGUCUUUGUCUACAGCUACGAGUACAGGUCCGACUACGACCAGUGGGAGGGUGUUAUUCACGGGGCAGAACUGUUUUACCUGUCGGGCUUCCCGCUGAAGGGCCAUUCCAACUUCCGGUAUGACGAGUCCGACAAGCACAUGGCGCACCUGCUGCUGCAACUGUGGAGUAACUUCGUCAAGAACGGACUGCCGUCGCUGGUGCCGCUGCAGAACUUCCACAUGCCGCGCUUCACGCUGGACCAGCACGCCUACACCCGCUUCUACUCCGCCGACCGCGCGCCCACCCUGCUCGUGCAGCACGACCUCAAGCCCGCCAAGCUGGCCUUCUGGAACCAGCGGGUACCCGAGAUGUACGUGCAGCAGCUGGCCGAGAUGGCGCAGUACCCGGCCCCGGGCACCGUCCUGGCCCCUCGUGACGUCACGGAGCUACAGCGCGUGCACUCCACUUCGCGGGAUGAGAUGGGUGCAGACGACGAAGGACAACAACAAGGAGGAAGAGAAGGGGAUGCAGAGCGCGGCAGAAACACGGUGAACAACAACGACCUCAGCCGCCAGCAUACGGACGACAACAAGACCAUCGGCAGCCGCUUCAACAACCCGGGCCCGUAUGUCAUCGCCCAGGAACCUAACCACUGGUUUCUCAUCGCCGCCUGCAUCGGUCUGUCGCUUCUCACCGUCCUGCUGUCGGUAUGUUACUGUCAGGUGCGCAGACAGGUGACCAACCUCAUGCGACAGAGCAGCGUGUCCAGCGGACAGCCCAUGCUCUGAACGGUUCGUGAAUCCAGAGGUGGACGCUCUUGUGAAGAGGCCUUCAACGUGGUCCUCGAUGUAGAACGACUUGACUGUCUUGUGUUCAAGAAGAAUGUUCUAGACUCUGACUUCUUUAUAUAAAACCAAAGGGAGAAAUGAAUUAUUUUUCAUGAAGAAUUCUUCUGCCAGCAAUAAAACAGUAGACGGCUGUUGGAGACAUUCUCAUUCGAUAACUUCGUUGAUGGACGACAGAGUGGUGCUAAGAGCAAUGACAGAUUUUUUAAAUCUGCUUUUUCUUCUUCUUUCCUACUGUCAGAGUAGUUCUGGGAAUUAUUGUGAGAUGUGUGGUACGUUGCAUUCGCUGAUUGUUAAGGGCAAAAAUCGUGUCAAUUAAUUUAUUUCCCUUGAAUACUCUGAUGUUUCAAAGUUUGAUGUUUACUAUUCAGGGUUACGAUGAUGGUGCAUGACAUGGGAAGUAACUGUACAGUUGAUACUCCACGAAAGCGCAGUUACCUGCCUGGAUUUUCUUCUGCCAGCAAUAUUGCCUCUGCCCUUUUACUUUUGUGGGAAUAUGAUAGUCGUACUGCUCCAUGCUGAAUUGUUUGUGAAAAGACAGAAGGAUGUUAUUCACGGGACGAGAAGCAAUGACUUCCAGAACACAGUUUUUUUUUCAAAUGGACAAUAGAGUGCCAUUCAAAUGAAAGCGGUUACAAUGCGGGAUACAAUGAUAGAAUGGCACUUCAUCUUCCUUCUCUCCUACUUAUUAUAGUUGUUCUCUCUCUCUCUCUAACAAUCGCCCUGACAAUGUUCAGACUGUAAGUCGCUGCCACGUCACAAAAUUAUUUAGUUGACUCACGUCUUCCGCUUUCCUCCUGUCAGUGAACUCACAUCUUUUCCUCUGCCCAUGUCCUCACCCCACCCCAACCUCUUGCUGACUGAUGAAAAGUAAAGCGAUGUUUUGAAGACCAAACAGUCAGUCGGGAGACAGUCGUGCAAAAUAAUCCUCGUUUUUCUACAGUGAGAAGCCCGAACACUGUAGUCUCACCUCGUCAUUGGUUUCCUGAGAUUGCGACCUUCUGAAGACUGUGAAGACCUUGUGAAGACCUUGUGAAGACUUUGUGAAGACCUUGUGAAGACUUUGUGAAGACUUUGAAGAAGAUGGAAGAGAGGCUCACGCGGUUCUCCUGUCCAGUCGAUCAGUUUGUCCUAAAUGGAGGAUACGUUCGUAAUCUAAUCGUCUACGAGGAAAGUUUUGUCGCUAGAAAACGGUGAAAUAUUUCACCAAUUCUGUCGGUUUUAAUCUGUUUUUGACUCAGUUAUGUCAUAAAAGAAAAUAAAAACCAAAGCGUCUCUUAGUGAAGUAGUGUCAUUGUAGAUGGUCCUGCAGUCCAGAUGAUACAGUGUCGCUGAUGACACAGAGUAGCUCUUGAGUAGGAUGUUUACAAUAAAUAAAUAUCGCUUUAUAAAUAUAAAGAUCACCACUCCAUCAUGACCAACAGUUUUACACCUUUGUGUACUUUAAAGUUUUUCUGUUUAGCGGUUGUUGUGUCCACGAUUAGUUGCUGAAGAGUGCGAGUGGAAGGCUAUUUACCUGUUUUUUCCUCACGACUUUUGCUUUUCUUUUGCCUUCUUGAUUUUAUUUAUUUCAGAGAAUAGUAGGUGUUGAGCUGUUUGUAGGUCCCACUGUUUUCAGUAAAAGCCAAAAAAAGAUAGCAAAGCUGACAAUCAUCUGUGAGCCCGUUUUGACUGUUGCUGUAAAUACACGUGAACCAUGUCAAUGAUGUGUACAAUAUGAGGUGUAUCUUUGUCUGAAACUGGGGAGAGGAAUCUAUAUGCCCUUCGGUCCUUUUUUUUUUUUUUUUUUUUGUUAACUGUUCUCCUAAGUCUUCUGUCUCCGUAGCAACAAUUUUAUAUUUCUAUUUUUCUUGCUUUGUAUUUUACUAUGAGAUAUAUUUAUUAAUUAAAUAUAGCGACUUCGUAUAGUGCUUCACUAGCAAGGUUUUAUAACAAGCCAGAUUUGUUUCAAACAAACAACAAAACAGUGAAUAUUGUCAGAUAUAUCUUGAGAUGUAUUAGUUUACACAGAAAGAUAUUAAUGCCAAACUGGAAUAUUUAAAGAAUUAAAGAGAAUUUAGUAACAGUUCAAUUAAAUAUCAAGGCAUCGUAGAAACUGUAUGCUGUGUGACAUACUUAUGCUAUAUGUCAGCAAUUUAUUGUGUUUUUCUGGGCUUUAUACAAAAUUAUUUUGUAAAGUAAUCAUAACUGUCUAAAGGGAUUUUCAUCAAACCAGUGAGUAAAGUGAGCAAUCGCAAUCAGUCCGACAUGUCUGAAGGAAUCUUGUAAAUAUUAGACAGUGUGACCAGCUCCUUGGUUUGAAGCCUCCAUUAUUUCUGUUGAUGAAGAUGACCAUGCAGAGGACUUUGCACAAGAAAGUACAAGGUGCGUUUAGCCACUGUAAACUGCAUUUACCGGUAGAAUGUGUUUCUGUUUUUAGUGAGAUGGUUGAUGUGUGUUACUCGUGUUUCAUAUCUUAAAGUUUCACCUGAGCCGUUUGCUGUCGAUCACUGAUGUUUGUGACGUCAUUCCCACAUAUGUACAUAUCGAUGACACUGAUUCGGGUGAACACGCAUUCCAGUGACGGUUUUGUUGUUGUUGUGCUGUGUCCUUGUUUGUUAUCAUCCCUAGCAUGAUGCUUUUGCGGUGUUUAUGUUGACUUUCUCGUGUCAGCCCUCAGUCUCACUCACAGGUACGCACAUCAGCGCGUUCAGAACCCGAUUAUAAACUAACGUGCACACAAACAUAUAUGUACAUAUUCACAAACGGCCGUGUGUAAUGUAAAUCUUGUUUCAUCCGUAGUGGUAAGAGAGACAACUCCUGACUUUAGUCAUGAGACGUCUGUCGCAGUUAACUCCCUUUAAUGUUGACAAAACCUUAUUCUUCUUGACAUCGCGUCUCACGGUCACGACUAGAAGACUCAUGUCUGUGGCUGUGGGUUUUCUCUCCCAUAUUUGUGUCAAUUCUUACUAUAUAACCCUUUUUUACCUGUAUUGUAAUUCAGCUUAUUUUUAAUCUCCUGUUGUUAAAUACAUGUAAAGUUGCAAAACUAAUUUGUAGCGCAGUGGUGAGUGCGAGUAAUCGAAAAUCCAAACAACGCAUGUGUUCAUUUUCUUUGUCCGUUAUAUUCUUUUUAUUUCCUUUAGUUUCUUACUGCACAUAAAGCAGAAAUAAUUUAUCUUUAUUGUGUGAUAUCUCAUAUGAUGUUGCGUAACAUUGCUCUGGGUGCAGUUCCAUUAAAGUAAAAUAUAUUACACUUUCUACUUUCUGCAAAGACAUAAACUGCACAUGUUUUGAGAGGAGCACAAGCUUAUUAUAUAAUAGUUAUUAUGCAGCUUUAAUAUCUUCGAUUAAAGACUUUUGUUAAAGUUAUGUUUAAACGCAGUCACAAACAAUAAAGCCUUUGAAGGAGUUUCCGACAAUCAGUCACCUGCCACAGUAUUUCACUUUGCGUCUAAAUCUGACAGAGUGGCUAUUGGUAGACAAGUUGUGACUGCCCCACCUAUCUCAGAUGUUUUAAUACAGAAAAUGUGAAGACAUUUCAAACCAUAGCAGUAAUAUAUAACUUGUGAAUGUCAAUCAACAAACCAACCAAGCAGCCAACUAAAACCGACUUUACCGUUGAUCCUCAAGACUUGCUGUUAUUUUUCGUUCGCUUUUACCUCGUUCUCAUCAGAGCUGCUCACCCUUACUCGGUUAGGUAGCCCCACAUUGCUGUCUCUCACCAGUUGCUCGUUCCUCCGUAUUCUGGUCCCCUCCCCACACCCAACUAGUGGCGGUCUGGUGGUGCAACUGUUGGCGCCUGUCAUCAAUACAGUGAAGAUAGACUGUCCUGGGUUCAGAUCUUGUUUCGGGCACGCUGUUCUUGUUCUGCAUGUGGCUCCUGUUUACAGGGGCAACUGUUUCGCCGUGAAAUAGCUUGUUAGCCGACUCCAUACAAACACCCACUUUCCUCCCUCCUUACACUCUGUCUAUCUGCGCCAUGUUACAGACGAUGCUGUUUUCACCUGUUGUUUUGAUGUCUAACCACGACAAUACCUCUUCAGUUCUUGUGCUUGUCAGUACAUUUGUUUUAAUAUUCAUUUUCCCCAUCCCCACUCAAGUCCGAGCACCCUGUUGUUUAUUAAACAACACAGCACGACACGGUUGUUAUAUAUCUUUAGAUUGGAACCUUGAAAUACCUCUUGAAAGCAUGCCAGUCCCUGGUCCUGGUAAUUGUCUAGCGAUCACUGAGCUCACCAGUUGCUGUUCUACUCUUGCAUCAGUCCAAACUUUGUUACAAAAUGUUACAAGAGGGUUUGGAAGUUUUUUUGUACAUGUACAAAUAUCUGUCACGUCAAUAAAGGUGUCAUCACUUACCA